Oppiella nova is the source of this 857-nucleotide messenger RNA. The record is from the annotation of a GenBank genome assembly. NCBI's taxonomy places the organism in Eukaryota, Metazoa, Arthropoda, Arachnida, Sarcoptiformes, Oppiidae.
AAAGCAUGCAUUGAAUGCUGUUUUCAAAACACAUGAAUCGGUGUUUUGAUUGCAAAAUUUAAAAGCUUUUCAUUCAAUACAUUCAAUCACUGAUUAACUGAUCCGUGGUUUUCGUGGACACACAGACAAUGGGUGUCAUCAAAGACAAGUCGGUGAUCAACAAAAUCAGGAAAGCGAAGACACGGAAAGGCAAACGAUUUCUGGAGAAACGGGAGCCACAGGUGAUUGAGGCGACGAAGACUGCUAUCUUUACGCGCGGAUCCACUGCCAGCCAGAGAUGUGUCCAACUCUUGAAGGACUUCUGUCUGCUGAAGAAGCCAAACAGCGUGUACUUCAAUCGGUAUGACCCACACGUGGGCCCCUUCCAUGUCAGCCCACACUCAUUGUCUGUCCCCUACUCCCUGUCCCACAGGAAGGAGUCGUGGCAUCCGAUGGACGACAGCCAACCUCUGGAGCGAAUGUCCGCCAAAAACAACUCAACGCUCUUUGCGUUCGCGAACCACACGAAGAAACGGCCCAAUAAUGUGAUAAUCGGCCGCACGUUCGACGACCACGUGCUCGACAUGUAUGAGCUCGGCUUCGAUAACUACCGGUCCCUCCAGGAGUUCAAAGGCGUCCCCAAGACGUCGGUCGGAACCAAACCUAUCGUGACGUUCAGCGGACAGGCCUUCGAUGUGGAGCCCGACUACCAGCGCCUGAAGAACCUGUUGCUCGACUUCUUCGCGGGUCCCGACGUGGAGGCCAUACGACUGUCCGGUUUGGAGCACUGCAUCCAAUUCGUGGCCCUCGACGGCAAGGUAUUGAUGCGGAGCUAUAGAGUGGCGCUCAAGAAGUCUGGCACUCGAUUGCCGAGAGUA